Macrobrachium nipponense is the source of this 1463-nucleotide messenger RNA. RefSeq names its product actin-like. The coding region runs from base 120 to 1253 and encodes 377 amino acids. NCBI's taxonomy places the organism in Eukaryota, Metazoa, Arthropoda, Malacostraca, Decapoda, Palaemonidae. The record is from RefSeq and is a predicted model, not a curated record. The transcript is spliced from 2 exons.
AGAAUAAUGAAGGUGUUUGUGUAUAUAAAGAGCAGGUUCACCAGACACCCCUUAGUCACUCCGAGACUCAAGAAGCUCGUGUUCCAGGUAAAUAGCAAGCACAUCCAUAGACCUCAACCAUGUGCGACGAAGAGGAUGCGGCGACCCUCAUCUGCGACAACGGCUCCGGUCUUGUCAAGGCUGGCUUUGCCGGCGACGAUGCCCCACGUGCUGUCUUCCCCUCCAUCAUAGGCCGUGCUCGUCACCAGGGUGUGAUGGUCGGUAUGGGUCAGAAGGACGCCUACAUUGGUGAUGAGGCCCAGAGCAAGAGAGGUAUCCUCACCCUCAAAUACCCUAUCGAGCAUGGUAUCAUCACCAACUGGGACGACAUGGAGAAGGUCUGGUACCACACCUUUUACAACGAACUCCGUAUUGCACCAGAGGAGUGCCCCACCAUGCUUACUGAGGCUCCCCUUAACCCCAAGGCCAACCGUGAGAAGAUGACUCAGAUUAUGUUCGAGUCUUUUUCAAUGCCCGCUAUGUACGUCUGCAUCCAGGCUGUCCUCUCCCUCUACGCCUCUGGUCGUACCACUGGUGAGGUCUGCGACUCUGGUGAUGGUGUUUCUCACAUGGUGCCUGUUUAUGAAGGAUUCGCCUUACCCCAUGCAAUCCUUCGUCUUGACUUAGCAGGACGUGAUAUCACAAAUUACCUUGGUAAAAUCAUGACCGAACGCGGCUAUUCCUUCACCACCACUGCCGAGCGUGAGAUUGUUCGUGACAUAAAAGAGAAGCUCUGCUACAUUGCUCUGGACUUUGAGGGCGAGAUGAACACAGCAGCUGCUUCUUCCACCGUCGACAAGUCCUAUGAACUUCCUGAUGGCCAGGUCAUCACUAUUGGAAAUGAGCGUUUCCGUGCCCCAGAGUCUCUUUUCCAGCCUUCAUUCCUUGGUAUGGAAGCUGCUGGAAUUCAUGAGGUCGUUCAUACAUCCAUUAUGAGGUGUGACAUUGACAUUAGGAAAGAUCUUUUAGCCAACGUUGUCAUGUCUGGUGGCACCACCAUGUAUGCUGGCAUUGCUGAUAGAAUGCAAAAGGAAAUUACUUCUUUGGCGCCAUCCACAAUUAAAGUAAAGAUUAUCGCUCCCCCUGAGAGAAAGUACUCAGUCUGGAUCGGUGGUUCCAUCCUUGGGUCUCUGUCGACCUUCCAGGCCUUGUGGGUCACCAAGGAAGAGUAUGAAGAAUCUGGACCAGGAAUCGUUCACAGGAAGUGCUUUUAAAUCACUGAGGGGAAACUAGAAUGAAAGCAUCCACCUAUAUUAGUACUGAUUUAACAGUGACGAUUCUGAAGAAACUAUUUUUUAUGACCAAAAGUAUGAAUAAAGACCGCUAAUUUGGGACUAUUUUGUUUAUUCCACCUGAGCCGUAUGCUCCUCACUCAAGCAUGUAAAACCACUGUGCCUAUAACCAUAAUAAACAAUACAAACAUA